CGCACGGUUCGGAUCCCGCCUCAAUCAUAUCUCCUGACGCUGCCGUCGCAUCAACGACCGACCUUUGUCUGUGAGAUGAAAUAGAGAGGACUCCCACAUGCUCCGUUCACACCCUCCCCCAAGUCUCGUCUAAAAAUCCCAGUCUUACAUGUGUUGCAUGUUUGAACGUGCGUUACUUCUACCCACGAAAGACUGUUGCAUCUGCCUUCCCAUCCUUUGCACGAUGUCUAUAAGAGCGACGCGGGGGGCUACGUGAAACAAGCUGAACCCGAACCUUCUCCAAAGCCAAGUCCCAGAUGAUCUCUUUCAACGCAAUCUACCUCGCUAGUUUCGUCGUUCUUGCAUCUGCGCAGAACAUAUUACUCACGAAUGACGACGGUGUGGCACAAGAAGAGUGGAUGAUUCCGCAGAUGCUGAUGAGAAGUCUAGGAUGGGCCGUGGCUCUGGUUCGCGCACAGAACGAUGCCCUCAACGCCGCCGGUUACAACGUCGGCAUUACGCCAUCCGGUCUCCUGGUAUUCUCCCACUCACAUGCUCCCCAGGUCGUCUUGUCCUGCCCGGCGAUCAAUAAAUCUGGCACCGGUUCGUCCACGACGACUCCGACAAAGCUCACACAGCCGUGCGAGUUCAACACGUGCCCGACUGGGUCCCCCGCGGAGGGUUUCAACGCGACGAAUUCUCGCCUGAAUUGGGUCAACGGCUUCCCUGUUGAUUCUGCGAAAUUUGGUAUCCAGACGCUGGGACCUAAGUUCUUCGGCGGCGCGAAGCCCGUCUUCGUUGUCAGCGGACCAAACGUCGGAAAUAAUCUCGGAAGCACGGUUUUGGUCUCUGGCACAGUUGGGGCCGCCACCGAAGCCGCGAAGGAGGGAAUCCCUGCCGCAGCCUUCUCUGCCGCGACGGGCGAUCAGAUUUCGUUCACCACGUUGACCACCUCGCCGAACUCGACAGACUCGCGCGCCGCCAUCGUUUACUCCCAACUCACCACGAAAGUCCUCUCGCCUCUUUUUGCGGCGGGAGCCCCCAUCCUGCCCGCCGGAAUCGUCCUGAACGUCAACUACCCGACGUUCUCCGCCUCGUGCCCGACUGCCUCGGCGUUCAAGUUCGUGCUUACGCGCAUUAACGCGGACAGCAGCGCGACGGAUGUCCAGACGUGUGGGUCUACGCACCUGCCUACUGAAUCCAGCGUCGUGGCCAAAUCGGGAUGUUUCGUUAGUGUCAGCGUGAUGGAGGCCUCGAACAAGGGGGAUGCGCCAGCCGCGACUCAGGCGAUCGUUCUUAGCAAAUUGACCUCCAUCUUGUCCUGCUCGACCUGAGCAUAUACUUGUACGAUUAGCUGAUAUAAACGGCACAGUCCAUGACGUUAUACAAUGUGUGUGUUUCAUCUUUGUCUUUGUCCGCUGUUAAAACGUAGUGGUCAUAUGGGGUCAAUUCGAGUGUGCGACUUUUACGCUUCAAGCCCGUCGAGGCAAAGGCCACUAUGUGGUUAUCAGCUGGGACGUUCAGUGAGCAGGUUUGACUCUCCGGCUUGGCAGGUAGGUAUGUAUGCCUCAGUCUUCUGUGCAUGUUGAUCCGAGGACAGGCCGCAUCCCGUAUGGAGAGAAUCCGAGCUUUGUGAUUAUGGGAGGAGAAAGAGAGAUGCGUUAAGUAUUACUACCAUCGUUCCGGCUGGUUGCAAAUUGCGCGGCCGCCGUCCCCCAUUCUCGACGUGAUGGGAGGUGGAGCAGUAGUGACAUGCCGCCGUCGCCGGGCAGCUGUGACUCAAACCUUUCCCAGGUAUUCUUGUGAGGUAGGCGUCGGAAUCUCAUCGGGCAUAAUCAAGAGGUACUAUACAUGAUGGUAAGACAACACGGGCAGUUCAAGAUCGUUGAAAAAAUAGUAUUCAUGGUAGUAGACAAGAGAAAAUGAACUUGAACUGCAUGGAACAUCAACCAAUUGCACAG
This is a messenger RNA of Mycena citricolor, 1940 nucleotides long. NCBI's taxonomy places the organism in Eukaryota, Fungi, Basidiomycota, Agaricomycetes, Agaricales, Mycenaceae. The record is from the annotation of a GenBank genome assembly.